Molecule: messenger RNA, 882 nt
Organism: Branchiostoma floridae (Florida lancelet)
Lineage: Eukaryota; Metazoa; Chordata; Leptocardii; Amphioxiformes; Branchiostomatidae
Product: tetratricopeptide repeat protein 39B-like
Exons: 7
Coding region: 1-882 (293 amino acids)
Molecular function (GO): protein binding
Source: RefSeq, a predicted model, not a curated record
AUGGCUGAGGUUCGUGGGAAUGUCCCGGAGGCGAUCGUUAAGUUCGAGGAGUCGAUCGUGGCGCAGUCGGAGUGGCGUCAGUUCCACCACCUGUGCUACUGGGAGCUGAUGUGGUGCCACGCCUUCCUCGGAGACUGGCUCAUGGCAGCGUCUUACGCAGAGAGGCUCUUCAACGAGAGCAAAUGGUCAAAGGCAUGUUACAUGUACCAGCGGGCAGCCUUCUUGGUCAUGUGCGAGGACCAGACAGAAGACAGCAGACGGAAUCUCCUCAGUCUCUUCAGACAGGUGCCCGUUCUGAAGCAGAGGAUCGCGGGAAAGUCACUCCCAAUCGAGAAGUUUGCAGUCGACAAGUCUGCUCGAUACGAGGAGCACCAGUCGCUCAUCCUGCCAGGAUAUGAGCUGAUCUACGUGUGGAACGGGUUCACCAUCCUGGGGAGGUGUAGGGCCCUGGUGGAGCCUGUGCUUGCAAGGGUGGAGGCUACACUACAGGAGCUGGAUAGAGAAAAGGACUCCACCCCCCUGUACUACGAUGACUGGUGCCUGGCCACAGUGCUGAAGGGGGUUUGUCUGAAGUAUCUGGACCAUCCCACUGAGGCAGAGGGGUGCUUCCAGGAGGUAGUCAAAUGUGCGCCCCAGAUCCAGAAUGACCAGUACCUGCCUGCCUACGCCUGUGCAGAGCUGGGGUUUCUCUACCUGCAGCAGAGCAGACUUCAGGAGGCAAAACACCACCUGGAGAAGGUUCUGACCCAGUACCGUGGGUACCGCCUGGAGUCCCGGCUGCACUUCAGGGUGCAGGCUGCCCUGUCAGCUGUCACUGUUGCCAUGGCGAGGGCAGACACGCCCGCCGCAGCUCCCAGGGAAGCAGACGUGCGGAGAACAUGA